This is a messenger RNA of Telopea speciosissima, 1142 nucleotides long. RefSeq lists its product as uncharacterized. Lineage: Eukaryota; Viridiplantae; Streptophyta; Magnoliopsida; Proteales; Proteaceae. The coding region runs from base 152 to 1141 and encodes 329 amino acids. The transcript has 7 exons. Gene Ontology annotation, cellular component: chloroplast. The record is from RefSeq and is a predicted model, not a curated record. Gene Ontology annotation, molecular function: oxidoreductase activity.
UGAAAGGUCUCAAUUCUCAACACAAUCAACGAGCGACGGCCGAAUUGGUGAUGGAUGAAGGCCGAAUCGCCGAAGCCAUUCAGCCAUUACCAAAAUUUUCGAGCAAAUAGCAGACUUACUGGUCAGUCAAGACUCUCUACUCUUAUCCUGAAUGCCCAUGGCGACACGUGUCCCCUUAUUGCCUUUCCCAUCAAUCCUCCCUAGUUAUGGCUGUAAAUACAGUUCCGUCGUCCCUUCUUCCCUUCUAGCCAUACCAAGGAAUCCAGGUAGUUCCACUCGCAUUCCUUCUUCUUCUUCUUCUUCAUCGGCAUUUUAUAUUCCAGAAAGGGGGAAUAAACGUUUCAGAAGACUCGCAGUGGUCGCUACAGCCAUGGCGGAUUCGCUGCCUCGAAGCACUGUCCUUGUUACUGGAGCUGGCGGUAGAACUGGUCAAAUUGUUUAUAAGAAAUUGAAGGAACGAGCAGAUCAAUAUGUUGCAAAAGGUCUUGUUAGAACAGAAGAGAGCAAGGAGAAAAUUGGAGGAGCAGAUGAUGUUUUCAUAGGAGAUAUACGGGAUGCAGAGAGUAUCAUUCCUGCAAUUCAAGGAAUUGAUGCUCUCAUCAUUCUCACAAGUGCCGUGCCAAAGAUGAAACCUGGAUUUGAUCCAAGCAAAGGUGGGAGGCCCGAAUUCUAUUUUGAAGAUGGAGCAUACCCUGAACAGGUUGACUGGAUUGGGCAGAAGAAUCAAAUCGAUGCAGCUAAAUCUGUGGGAGUGAAGCAGAUUGUUUUGGUGGGGUCUAUGGGUGGAACUGAUCUUAAUAAUCCGUUAAAUAACUUGGGGAAUGGGAAUAUACUGGUUUGGAAGAGAAAGGCUGAACAAUAUUUGGCUGACUCUGGCAUACCUUACACAAUAAUCAGGGCUGGGGGCUUACAGGAUAAAGAAGGGGGCAUCCGAGAGUUACUUGUGGGGAAGGAUGAUGAGCUUCUGCAGACUGAGACAAGAACCAUUGCUAGGGCUGAUGUUGCAGAAGUCUGCACUCAGGCAUUGAAGUAUGAGGAAGCCAAGUUCAAGGCAUUUGAUUUGGCCUCAAAACCAGAGGGGACUGGUACACCAACAAAAGAUUUCAAGGCUCUAUUCUCUCAAAUUUCUACUCUUUUCUGAA